UUCCACUUUCCUUGGCUGCUCCGUCUCCAGUCACUGUGCACUCCCGUCCUUAGACACCUGCUAUGUGAAUGAAGGACACACCUGUGGCUGGGUGAGAACAACAACCUCCAUUUCACCCUAAAGGAAAGAGCAACAGGGAGGAUGGCGGAUUGCCCACGGUAUAGUCUAUCUGGCGUGGCUGCCUCCUUCCUCUUCGUCCUGCUGACUAUAAAGCACCCAGAUGACUUCAGAGUGGUCAGUCCUAACCUCCCUAUCAUGGCCAAAGUCGGGGAAGAUGCCCUGUUAACGUGUCAGCUCCUCCCCAAGAGGACCACGGCACACAUGGAGGUGAGGUGGUACCGCUCCGACCCUGACAUGCCUGUGAUUGUGUAUCGGGAUGGAGCUGAGGUGACUGGGCUACCAAUGGAGGGGUACGGAGGCCGGGCAGAGUGGAUGGAGGACAGCACUGAAGAGGGCAGUGUGGCGUUGAAGAUUCGCCAGGUCCAGCCAAGUGACGAUGGUCAGUACUGGUGCCGCUUCCAGGAGGGGGACUACUGGAGAGAGACAAGCGUGCUACUCCAAGUAGCUGCUCUAGGAUCUUCCCCAAACAUCCAUGUGGAGGGACUCAGAGAAGGAGAGGUCCAGCUCGUGUGCACGUCCGGAGGCUGGUUCCCUGAGCCUGAGGUGCACUGGGAGGACAUCUGGGGAGAAAAGUUGAUGAGUUUCUCUGAGAAUCAUGUGCCAGGUGAAGAUGGGCUAUUCUAUGUGGAAGACACACUGGUGGUCAGGAAUGACAGUGUAGAGACCGUUUCCUGCUUCAUCUACAGCCAUGGCCUCAGAGAGACCCAGGAGGCCACCAUCGCUCUGCCAGAGAUGCUCCAGACCGAGCUGGCUUCCUUUAGCGUAAUUGGACAUUCCCAGCCCAGACCUGUUCAAGUCGGAGAGAACAUAGAAUUAACUUGUCACCUCUCACCUCAAAUGGAUGCUCAGAACUUAGAGGUGAGGUGGCUCCGAUCCCGCUAUUACCCUGCAGUCCACGUGUAUGCAAAUGGAGCCCACGUGGCUGGAGAGCAGAUGGCAGAAUACAGAGGGAGGACUUCAUUGGUGACUGAUGCCAUCCAUGAGGGAAAACUGACCCUGCAGAUCCACAACGCCAGAACUUCGGAUGAGGGGCAGUACCGGUGCCUUUUUGGAAAAGAUGGUGUCUACCAGGAGGCCCGUGUGGAUGUGCAGGUGAUGGCGGUGGGUUCCACCCCACGGAUCACCAGGGAGGUCUUGAAAGAUGGAGGCAUGCAGCUGAGGUGUACGUCUGAUGGGUGGUUCCCACGGCCCCAUGUACAGUGGAGGGACAGCGACGGAAAGACAGUGCCAUCGUUUUCCGAGGCCUUUUGGCAAGGGAGCCAGGAGCUGUUCCAGGUGGAGACGCUCCUGCUGGUCACAAAUGGCUCCGUGGUGAAUGUGACCUGCUCCAUCAGCCUCCCUCUGGGCCAGGUGAAAACUGCCCGUUUCCCUCUCUCAGACUCCAAGAUAGCUUUGUUAUGGAUGACCCUGCCUGUUGUGGUGCUGCCUCUCGCCAUGGCUAUCGACCUGAUCAAGGUGAAGCGGCGACGGACGAAUGAACAAACACACACCAGCAAUCAGGAAAAUAACCAGAAUGACGAAAGCCACAAGCAGCGACUUCCUUCCGAUGAGAGGCUCAGAUAAAAAUGCACCCCGCAAGCCCAACGCACCCCAUUCCCGGAACACCCCCUCCUUCCUCUCCUCGUUUCCCCUCAGUAAGCUCCGCUGCACGGACAGAGGGGCGGUUUCACUUGCUGCUGUCCAAAGGGUCUUCACGGGCCCUGUCUGUUCCUGAUGGAACUGUCACUCACAGUUGGGGUCACCUCGACCUGAGCCAACCCACAACAGUCUUGAUCCCCCCUCGCAGUGAUGGCAUCUUCUCUUCCUUUGCCUCUUUCUGCCGUCCCUCGGUCUAGGGACCAUCCCUUGCCCAUACACAGCAGUUUUGUCUCAUCACCUUCUGGACCCAC
Mus pahari (shrew mouse) is the source of this 2009-nucleotide messenger RNA. RefSeq names its product butyrophilin like 2 (gene Btnl2). The coding region runs from base 142 to 1683 and encodes 513 amino acids. The transcript is spliced from 9 exons. NCBI's taxonomy places the organism in Eukaryota, Metazoa, Chordata, Mammalia, Rodentia, Muridae. Gene Ontology annotation, cellular component: external side of plasma membrane. Gene Ontology annotation, biological process: regulation of cytokine production; T cell receptor signaling pathway. Gene Ontology annotation, molecular function: signaling receptor binding. The record is from RefSeq and is a predicted model, not a curated record.